Messenger RNA from Magnolia sinica, 3427 nucleotides. RefSeq names its product BEACH domain-containing protein C1-like. Lineage: Eukaryota; Viridiplantae; Streptophyta; Magnoliopsida; Magnoliales; Magnoliaceae. The record is from RefSeq and is a predicted model, not a curated record. The coding region runs from base 2538 to 3047 and encodes 169 amino acids. The transcript is spliced from 4 exons.
AUUGGCAGCAUGGUAGGUACCAUAUAUGUGUCAAUGGUGCUUCACAGCUACGUUCUCUCUGUUUUCUUCUCUGUUUUACAGGUAUCACAUUGUCAAUUUGUGUCCUUUUUCUUCACUCUACUUUCUUUCUUUUAACCCAAACAACUGAAGUUAUGUGAUAGAGUGGAAUAGUGGAAAAGGAUUCAUGCAGCUGACCCAAUUAGUUGGGAUAAGGUUUAGAUGAUGAUUGAUUGAUUGAUUGAUUGAUAAGUAGACAUUAAUGGAUAGGGUCCUCUUCUCUUUUUCUUUUUCUUCGGUUUCUUUUCCAUUCACCUUUGUUUUUUAAUAAUUUUCGCCCCUUUGUAUUUCACCAUGUUUAAUUGAAUGAAGUAUCAGAUGAUGCUCGAUUGAAAGAAAUGUUUUUUUUUUUUUUUGACCUGGCAAUUGUACAGGCUGGGGCUGUCUUUGGCAACCUAAUCCAUUCAUCUGGUGGGUCCAAUCAUCUGAUGGGCAUGCCUCAAAAACUCCCUAUCGGAUGAUACUAUCAAUCUGAUAAUUGUGGGGAAUUACAACCCACAGUCCACAUCUGAUGUGGUGCCAAGUGGAUGGCCAGUGUAUUCCAAUGGCAGAGAUUUCUGGGAUAUCUACCUUUAACCAGGAACCAACAUCAUUGAGUAUCACCAAAUAUUCACCAAGGCUGCAUCAGAGACUAACUAAACCACAAUACUGGUGUCUGUCAAUUUUAAAAUUUCCAUCCAUCUACCGAUGGCUGAAUUAGAAAUAACAAUGGGAUCAAUUUUUCACCAGAGAGAUUUUCGAGAGAAUAUAUCACAUCAGAUCAAUGUAUUGCAUUUUGGGCAACAAGAAAGACUCUGAUAAUCAUUUUUUUCAAAAAUAUCAGCAGAUAAAUUCAUGAUUCCAAGCUAGGAAAUGAUUUAGUGGCACUAUUAACGCAAGUAAAACUGUAUGUGAUGGCACAAGGAACCGGUAAAAAGUUUUUUCUCCUUUUGAUUUCAGAUUUACAAAAGCAGAAUAGGGGAAUAAAAAGACUACUGGAAUGAGAAAGACCUUGCUCCAAUGGGCAGCGAGCAGGAUCUUCUCCAAAAUAAAUGGCCAGUGCAUCUGCAUUUCAACCCUGUCAAACAUCCAGCCCAGAAAUCAUGUUCGGUACCAAAUAUUUUUGUCAACAGCAUAAACAUUUCGUAAAUUUUAACUAGUAUCAUCUAAGUGAAGAACUGAUACAUACCACCCCAGAAUAAGUGAAGUUAAUGACCUCACUUCAGCUUCAGCAACAACAAGAAAUUCCUUUAAAGUCUGAACAGUCAAAACACUUCAAUUAGAUGUGCCAAUACACAUAGGAAUAUUAUUUGAAAGGAGAGUUGAAAGGACAAGUUCAGACAGGGAACCACUAUUUACAUCUUACACCCACCCUUAUUGAAAGGUAUGUAGAAGGUUAGCUUGCAUAAAAUUUUAAUUUUUGGUUUCUCUAUAUGAUUUAAAUGACAUGUGGUUACUCUUAAUCCAACGUAAAGUGCAUGACUGACUAAUCUUUUUGUUCCGAUAGUGACAGGGACUCUGAAAGGAUACGAUCAGUUACUUAACCUAGUGCUUGAUGAAGCACUAGAGUUUCUAAGUGGUAUUUAUUUAUUUAUUUUGUUUUUGAAGAUUGAAUCGAAGAGGUAUUUAUCUCACGACUCUUGGUUGGAAGUUAUGGCUGCUACUUAUCAAAGAGAUUUUGUUGAUGAGUUGUACCAGACUAGGGUGCAUUUGGACGCAGCACAAAUCGAUAUUGGGUUAAGAACUAGUACGGUGUCAAGUUUACUUGAAAAAAAAAUCAAGAAAAAAGAAAAGAAGAGAAGAACCAGUAGGUCCCAUUCUCAUGUCACUAAUGUUUUUUUUUUUUGGGUGGAAAAUGGAGCCCACCUACCACAGCUUCUGUCCUCUGACCCUUCCCAAGUGCACAGUGGCCAGUCCUGCUGGCUGCUGGAAUAACCGACCCGUAUCAACUUGGGGCACAUGCAAACAGGUUGUCAUGAUAGCUGCAGAUGCCACUGGGGCCAUGAUCCCGUUCAAACUGGCAGAUUGCUGGUACAGGGGUGAUUGAACAUUGAACUUCUUACGAUCUCUGCUGUAUGGCCAGCCUCAUUUAUUUGCUUCCGUUACUAGUGUGCCAGUCAUUCGCUGCCCCUUUCUAGCCUCUCCUAAUUGACUGGACCACACCGGAUUCGCCAACCAUCAUCUCCUUUUUAGCUUGUCUGUUCAGCUUUGAAUAUAGAGAUGCUACCUCAUUCAAGUCUUCGCUUCUAUAAAGUUGGUCAUUUAAUUUCUGUAUCCAGAGAAGUACCUAUCAUCACAUGCAUCAACUGUGAACUACCGCCAUUAGCAACAAAAUGGAACUAUCAGUUGAAUAACUCAAGCCGUGGGUCAUUUACGCCACUAGCUCUAAUGCCACUUCCCUUCCAUCUGAAAAUAACUCUCAUUGUCUCAAAUAAUUCUUUGUUGCAUUCAUUCUUGCUUGCAUUGUCUUUCUAUUGCAUGCGAGAAGAGAGUAUUUAUUAAUGCUUGUUGUGCUGGCUUUAUGGCCUUGGGGUUGCUUGAUGUGUUUUCUGGGUUUCUUAGCUCUCAAGACGAGGAGUUGGUUGUUCAUCUUUGAGGUUUCUGCUUCCAAUCCCGGCUUUGCAGGGGAGCAGGGGUUUGCUAUUCUGUUAGUAGGAAUGGCCGGCUUGAGGGCCACAGGAUGUCGAGUCUCAAUGGAAGAAAGAAAAGACGAUGAUGAGCGGAUGGAAAACAGUCAUUUUGAGGAUGGUACAUCGAGUAUGGAACAGAGUGGGGUGAAUCAGCAGACACUUUCAGCUGCUGCCAAGCAAUCUAUGCAGGAAUCGAUGGGUUACCAAGAUGUUGAAGUUGCAAAUGACCAAAAUUCUGUUGAAAAUGCAUCAGAAGUUGCUCCUGGUUAUGUGCCAAGUGAACUUAGUGAACAAAUUAUUUUUGAAAUCUCUUCAUUGAUGGUCCGCCCAUUAGGUGUUGCACAAGGAACAUUUCAACAUUUGGGUUUUCAUGAAGACUGAGAAGCAAUCAGCCUAUCAAGAACCUGAGUUCACUAAUCUAUAUGUAAAGAAUCUGGAAAAUGGGUUGACUGAUGAUCUCUUUGGGAAAAGUUGUGUAUUUGGGAAUAUAAUCAAUGCUAUUGUAAUGAAGGAUGAUUAUGGGAAAUCCCAGGGCUUUGGGUUUGUUAGCUUCGAGUUGCCAAAAGACACUAAGAAGGCUAUGUAGGCCAUGAAUGGUGCACAACUGGAAUCUCCAUGUAGGAAGGGCUCAAAAGAAGGCUGAACGAGAGCAGAUGCUAAGUUGCGAUUUCAAGGUAAGGCAUAGCCAACAGUUUCUAAAGUUUCGAGUAAUUUCUUUUUGUAUUGAUCUGUGAUUGUUGUCAAACUUAUGGUGAAGUCGU